Salvia miltiorrhiza (redroot sage) is the source of this 996-nucleotide messenger RNA. RefSeq lists its product as uncharacterized. The record is from RefSeq and is a predicted model, not a curated record. The coding region runs from base 1 to 996 and encodes 331 amino acids. The transcript is spliced from 2 exons. Lineage: Eukaryota; Viridiplantae; Streptophyta; Magnoliopsida; Lamiales; Lamiaceae.
AUGAAGCAAGGGGCUGAGGCAAAAGUUGGACGCUCAGAUCAGGGACGCCUCUAUUACAAGUGCAAGCAAUCUGAUAAGUGCAAGUUCGAUGUGCGUGCAUCUUGUCACGGCGGAGGGAUGUGGGGAGUGCAUAAGUUUAAAGAGCACUCUUGCCAAGGGGAAUUGGGCAUUUUGAAACGAAUAAAGGUACACUCGAAUGUGGUUGCAGCUUAUGUGGAAAAAAGAAUACGUGAUGAUGGAGAGGUCAUUAAGCCGAAAUCUAUUAUGGCGGAGUUGUUACAUGAAUUUGGAGUCAGAAUCAAAUAUGAUGUCGCGCUGCGUGCAAGAAAUCUUAGCUUAGAGAAGAUAUACGGUCGAAUUGAUGAUUCGUUCCUUCUUCUGCCAAAAUAUUUGUAUGCCCUAAGGCAAGCGAAUCCAGGCACCUUGACGGGUUUGGAAGUAGACGAAAACAACUGGUUCAAACAUCUGUUUGUUGCUCUUGCGGCUUCCACCUCACCUUUCUUCUUUUCUCUUCGACCAGUGAUUGUGCUCGACGGUACACACUUGAAGGGGAAGAACAAUGGUAUUUUGUUCGUCGCCGUGACAAAAGACGGAAACGAGCAAGUUUUUCCGUUGGCAUUCGGUGUCGGGCCGAUCGAGAAUGAUGAGUCAUGGAAGUGGUUCCUGUCACAUGUGAGACAAACUUUCGGGCAGCCCGACAACUUACUAGUUGUCUCUGAUGCGCAUGUCUCCAUUGCAAAUGCUGUGAAGAGCGAGUUACCAAAUGCUACUCAUGGUCUUUGUUACUACUACUUGCAGAACAAAAUUAAGGGCUACGGGCAAGCUGUUGUUGAGCUUUUCCGCCAGGCUGCAUACGCCUACGAGGACUCUGAAUUUUCACGUGCAAUGUCGGCUAUGGCUCAAUUGAAGCCAGCGGCGUACGGGAAGUUGAUGCGCACGCCUGCCUAUAUGCUCCAUGUUGCGAGCGGCUAUGGUUUACUGGCGGGUAUUGUAUGA